CAGGCUCGCAGCAACUUGAACGUGCACUGCGACGACUUGAAACCUCCACAGCUCUCUUUCGCCACCCUCGACGAAGUCCUCUUACUUGUUGAAGAGGCGCUGACUCAAAGUCGAGUCCAGGUGUCGGACGUGUGGCUACCCGCUACCAUCUCGACUUCAUCGCUUGGCCACAAAAGAGCAUCUGCACGCAGCAGGCUGUGUUUUCAAGAUGCUCAGUACGACACCCAGCGAACUUGAAGCCAAUCAGUCAGGCUCGAGUGGCACCGUGACACGGACCAACGAAGGCGCCAGCGAAGCCGCUUCUGGGAGUAACGAAUCAGCCCGGUUCCGGAAGUAUGCUUCAACGCCUUUGGCGGACGCGAAGCAUCCUACUGCGAUAGCUAGUCCAUUGUCAUGCAUCCGUCUACUGGCAUUUCCCAUGGACAUCAUCUACGAGAUUUUUGGGCAAUUGUAUCCGCUCGAUCUUGCGAAUCUUGCGCAGACCAACAGAGCCUUCCGUGCGUUCCUCCUCGAGUCUCCCCAGAGUGAUGGACUCUGGAAGACAGUCAAAGUCGUCGCUGGAGAGACUCCUGAUGGCCCGCUCUGUGUGCCGCAGGUUGCUUGGGUAAGAGCGAUGUAUUGUGAAUAUGAGUGUGCGGGAUGCGGACAGUAUUCCAGAGACGAGGUCGACUUUGUGUUGUUGCGGCGCAUAUGCUUCGAGUGUAGAUGGACACGGCUUCUUCAUCACGACUGGCUCAUAAGCAAGUCUGAACACCCAAUCCUGUCUGCGCUCGUCUUGCAGCUCAUUCCGUAUACAUCCAUGAGGACACUCUCGGGAUCAGACAUCCCAGGAAAACGGUACUGGGAACCUGAAAUCGCUGCAACAACGGCCAAGGUUCUCAAAUACUGGGAAGAUAUUGAAGCUGGGAAGCCCGGUGCAACAGAAGCUUUGGAUCAGUACAAAGAAGAACGUGUCCAAUACACACGAGCGAUAAUUGAACACGGAGCGACGUGUAAGGAGUGGUUGCGCAUCCGUAAGAAAGAGGAACAAGCACUCAGGGCCACUCAAUAUAAACGGUGUGUGCCGAUGGUUGCUAGAGUGGUAAAAUUUCGCAUAUCUGAUUGCUUUUGGUAGCAUUGAAGAAUUGUUCGGAGAA
This is a messenger RNA of Fomitopsis serialis, 1136 nucleotides long. RefSeq lists its product as uncharacterized. The record is from RefSeq and is a predicted model, not a curated record. Gene Ontology annotation, molecular function: protein binding. Bases 209 to 1114 code for a protein of 301 amino acids. Lineage: Eukaryota; Fungi; Basidiomycota; Agaricomycetes; Polyporales; Fomitopsidaceae. The transcript has 8 exons.